This is a messenger RNA of Larimichthys crocea (large yellow croaker), 2111 nucleotides long. It is a transcript of the gene marchf9, whose product is annotated as membrane-associated ring finger (C3HC4) 9. Gene Ontology annotation, molecular function: ubiquitin-protein transferase activity; zinc ion binding. The transcript has 4 exons. Lineage: Eukaryota; Metazoa; Chordata; Actinopteri; Sciaenidae. The record is from RefSeq and is a predicted model, not a curated record. Gene Ontology annotation, biological process: protein ubiquitination. The coding region runs from base 92 to 1162 and encodes 356 amino acids.
AUAAUAAUAAUAAUAAUAGGAGGAGGAGCAGAGAAGACAAAAACACUUCAUUUAUUUAUUCCAGUCUGGCUGAUUGUGUAUGUAGCCAAACAUGUUCAAGUAUCGGAUCCGCAUGUUUUUCAAUGAACUGAAGGUCCUGGUGUUUAUGCGAUCCGAUUCAAGACAGUCCAGCUCAGACACAGAUAGACGGUCCACCACCAACAACACCACCAACAACAACACCUCCACCUCCUCCUCCGCCGCCGCCACCACCGCUAUGCGAGGUCUGGGGAUGGGCGGCUGCGGUUGGCCGCCUUUCGUCGACUGCCAUUCCCGGGAUGAUGAGGAGGAGUACUACGGCAGCGACCCGAGGCCCCGGAGCUUGGCGUUUGAAGACAAGGAGCCCAAACUGCAAGUGGGCCUGGAUGCUGUGUCUCUUGCAAGCACCGCCAGCAGCCUGCGGACCCCCCAGUGCCGGAUCUGUUUCCAAGGCCCAGAGCAGGGCGAGCUGCUGAGCCCCUGCCGCUGCGACGGCUCGGUGCGCUGCACCCAUCAGCCCUGCCUCAUCCGCUGGAUCAGCGAGAGAGGAUCCUGGAGCUGCGAGCUGUGCUACUUCAAGUACCAGGUCCUGGCCAUCAGCACCAAGAACCCUCUGCAGUGGCAGGCCAUCUCUCUGACGGUGAUCGAGAAGGUGCAGAUAGCGGCCAUUAUCCUGGGUUCCCUUUUCCUCAUCGCCAGCAUCUCCUGGCUCAUCUGGUCCUCCCUCAGCCCGUCGGCCAAGUGGCAACGUCAGGACCUGCUCUUCCAAAUCUGCUACGGCAUGUACGGCUUCAUGGACAUCGUCUGCAUAGGCCUCAUCAUCCACGAGGGAUCGUCGGUGUAUCGAAUCUUCAAACGAUGGCAGGCUGUCAAUCAGCAGUGGAAAGUACUGAACUAUGAGAAAUCAAAGGACUUGGGCGACCCGGUGAGUUCGAGCAGUAAGGCGGGGGGUCGCGGCUCGCGCGGCAACCCUCACGGCUUGGCCAGCAGCAGCGGCGGGCGACAUGGCAGGAGGUUAAGAACUAUUCUGAACCACCACUGUGGAUACACCAUCUUGCACAUCUUGAGCCAACUGCGGCCCAACGACCCGCGGAUCAGCGCCGCCGCCAACCGGGAGGUGGUGAUGAGGGUCACCACCGUAUGAGGCACCGGAGAUGGGAUUGACCUCGUCUUUGUGUCCAGAUGUAAAUGAGAGGACGGACUUAUGGACCUGUUAUUAAAAUACUAAAGACUCAUGUGGGCAACAGGAGCCUGACAGACAGCACACACUCGAGGAUUUCUCCUCUUUUUGUUUCGUACAACAAAAGGAAGCCAGAUCCUCCUUUUCAAUAAUUAAAGAACUUAAAGAAAACAAAGAAGAAGAAGCGUUGAAAGACAAACAUGAAACAUGAGGGGGGAUAAAAGUGUAAACAGGCUUUAUAACCGAAUCCAAGAUGAUGAGACGUUUUUUCCAGUUCAAUAUCAGGAUGCACAGAGACAUUUUUCUUUGGUUUGAUUUGUUCUUUUUGGGUUUUUUGUUGUUUUUUUUGUUUUUUUUUACUCACUUUGAUUUUGUACGGAUGUAUGAUUUUAGAUGAAAUCAUGUAACUCCAUACAUGCCAAGCAUUUACAUUUCCAACUAUGUAUAAUGAUCUUAAAAAUUUCUACAAGCGAAACCAAUGCUGGGAAAUAAGACCGAAAACUGAAACAAACAAACAAACGUGAGUUUGGGGGGAAACUGAAUAAUAAAAAGUUAAAAAAAUAAUAAUAAUAAUAAAGAAAACAAUAAGAUUUCAGUGACACUUAAACCUUUCUGCAAUAAAGAUACGUAUGUACAUUUCACAGGGAAUUUUGCAUGGGUAUAUAAUUUUAUUCUUCAUCACAUAACAUAAGCACAUGACAAAUUUGCUCUAUUUCGAAUGGUGCUUGCCAAAAUAAACACUUUAAAAACAUCUGAUUUCAUUGCACCAACUUUUUGUCAACAUGACAAACGGGCAGUGUGUUACGGCUCUUUCAGCUAAAAUACAGAUUGUUGCUGCUGUGUGCUGAUUCAGAUUUGAUAAUAAGUAAACUAUUGGAUUAAAAAUGGGGAUCAGACGAUCUCUUACUACUCA